Paramecium tetraurelia is the source of this 683-nucleotide messenger RNA. RefSeq lists its product as uncharacterized. The record is from RefSeq and is a predicted model, not a curated record. The transcript is spliced from 4 exons. NCBI's taxonomy places the organism in Eukaryota, Ciliophora, Oligohymenophorea, Peniculida, Parameciidae.
AUUUAAAUCUUUUAAUAUAUUUAUUCAAUGGCUUCCUAAAAUAGACCACCUUAAACUCGUCAAUUGACUAAACCUAAAUUUGACAAACUCAGCGAUGUCAAACCAGGAAUUCAUGGAUAUAAUACCUACGUCAAAAUUGAAGAAAUCAAGAAAGAAUAAAUCAAAAGAUAUGACGGAUCAACUUUGAUUGUUGCUGAAGGUUUGGCCGGAGAUGAGACUGGAGUCAUUAGAUUCAGAGUUGUUGGAGAAUACGCCAACUAACUUGAGAAGGGUAAAAGUUAUGCAUGGAGAAACGGAUUGUCUGAAGUCGUUCAAGAAAGACACAGACUUUCACUUGAUUAAUUUGGACGCAUAACUCCUGAAAAAGAUGAUUUAGUUGUCGUCAACUAAAAUGGCAAGAAAUACUCUGACAUUGAAUAUGUGAGAAAGGAACCAAGACCAAAUACAAACAGAAGAGAAAACAGAGACAAUAGAGAUAACAGAGACAAUAGAGACAACAGAGACAACAGAGAUAACAGAGACAACAGAGAUAACAGAGAUAACAGAGAAAAUAGAGAUAAUAGAGAUAACAGAGGAUAAAGAAGACCUUAAGGUAACAGAGGAAAUAGAGGAGGAAAUUAAAAGAGAGAUUGAGUUAGUCAAUAUAUGGAACAUAAUAAUAUUUUAACAUCAUUAUUCUCUCU